Molecule: messenger RNA, 627 nt
Organism: Drosophila miranda
Lineage: Eukaryota; Metazoa; Arthropoda; Insecta; Diptera; Drosophilidae
Product: eukaryotic translation initiation factor 3 subunit A
Exons: 1
Coding region: 1-627 (208 amino acids)
Source: RefSeq, a predicted model, not a curated record
AUGAGACGGGCGUGCCACACCACGCCUUUGUUGCGGCUGCAGCGGGAGGAAUUGGGAACCACUACACCUACAGAUCGGACAGAACAAGAGACUCCUCGCGCCCUUCCGCUGUCCACAAAUAGUCGCAAACGCAUCGGAUUGUCCCGCAUCCGUACGGAGCUGACCAAGAAGCGGCUGGAGUUCGCAGCCGUAAGCCAACUUAAGGAGAAGACCAGCGAGAAGGAGUCCACUCCAAGAGAAAAAGAAAACAAACCACAAGCAAAGAAUAAAGCGGAACGUACAGUGGCCAGAAAGUUGCAAGAGGAUGAAAGGGGCAAGAUAGUAGAAGACAAGGACCGACUGGAAGAGGAUGAUGAAAGAGCCAAGAUAGUGGAAGACAAAGAGCAAAUGGAAGAGGAGGAUGUAGAAGUAGUGGACAAAGAGCAAAUGGAAGAGGAGGAUGAUGAAGUAGAACCACAGGACAGCAGAAUCGCCGAGCUGCAGGCAGACAUCGAGACCUGGCGGCGGGGAUUCAUAGCUACUAUGAACGACCUGCAGGCCAUGGUCGAUCCCCGGCCGACAAAGAAGGCCGUGUUGAUACAACUAGGUAUUCCUCUCGAGAUGCUGCGGUACCUGGAGGAGGACUGA